AUGUUACUGAAUCGUGUUGUAACGUAUGCUGCAGGAUACAUAAUGGCUCAGAUACUGCUCCAUGGCACUCUUCAUGUGACAAUCUACGAAGUUGAUAAGCUUCAUUCGAGUGGUGGCGGAAAUAUAUUCAAAAAGUUGGUGGCUAACAUAGAGGAGACUGUUGGAUUUGGGAAAGGAACUGCCAAAAUUUAUGCAACAAUCGAUCUAGAAAAAGCCAGAGUUGGAAGGACUAGGAAGAUUGAGAAUGAGGUCGAGAACCCAAGGUGGUAUGAGUCCUUCCACAUUUACUGUGCUCAUCUUGCUUCUGAUGUUAUAUUCACUGUCAAAGAUGAUAAUCCCAUUGGUGCAACAUUACUCGGAAGAGCUUAUGUCCCUGUUCGAGAUCUCUUAGAAGGGGAAGAAUUAGACAGAUGGGUUGAAAUCCUGGAUACUAACAAAAAUCCCAUAAGUGCGGGUUCCAAAAUCCAUGUGAAACUACAGUUUUUUGAUGUCACUCAAGACCGAAAUUGGAAUGUCGGGGUCAAAAGCGGAAAAUACCCCGGAGUCCCUUACACAUUCUUCACUCAAAGACAAGGAUGCCGUGUUUCUUUAUACCAAGACGCCCAUGUCCCCGACAAUUUCAUCCCCGAAAUACCCCUCGCUGGUGGAAAAAAUUACGAACCACACAGAUGUUGGGAAGAUGUGUUUGAUGCCAUCACAAAUGCAAAACACUUCAUUUAUAUCACCGGGUGGUCUGUUUACACCGGGAUUACUUUGAUAAGAGAUACAAGAAGGCAAAAGGCGGGAGGUGAUAUCACGCUUGGUGAGCUUCUAAAAACCAAAGCAAGUGAAGGUGUUCGUGUUCUUAUGCUUGUUUGGGACGAUAGAACUUCUGUAGAUGUUUUCAAAAAAGACGGAUUAAUGGCGACUCACGAUGAAGAUACUGAAAACUACUUCCGGGGUAGCGAAGUCCAUUGUGUUUUAUGCCCUCGGAAUCCCGAUGAUGGUGGAAGCUUCAUUCAAGACCUCCAAAUCUCCACCAUGUUCACUCACCACCAGAAAAUUCUUGUGGUGGAUUCUGCAAUGCCGACUCCGGAAUCACAAAACCGGAGAGUUGUAAGCUUUGUUGGCGGAAUCGAUCUUUGCGACGGGCGAUACGAUUCCCCAUUCCAUUCCCUUUUCCGAACUUUGGACACCGCCCACCACGACGAUUUCCACCAACCUAACUACCCCGGUGCUACGAUAACAAAAGGUGGACCCCGCGAGCCGUGGCACGACAUACAUUCGCGACUCGAAGGACCGGUUGCGUGGGACGUGUUAUUUAACUUCGAACAAAGGUGGAAAAAACAAGGCGGGAAGGACGUUUUGGUCAAUUUACGAGAAUUGGACGAAAUUACCCCUCCGUCUCCGAUCAUGUUCCCGGAUGACCAAGAGACAUGGAACGUUCAGGUUUUCCGGUCAAUCGACGGUGGAGCCGCUUUUGGGUUCCCGGACACACCGGAAGAGGCGGCGAAAGCCGGUCUAGUCAGUGGAAAGGACAACAUCAUUGACCGAAGUAUACAAGACGCGUAUAUUCACGCUAUCCGAAGAGCCAAACGCUUCAUCUAUAUAGAAAACCAGUAUUUCCUAGGAAGCUCAUACGGGUGGGAACCCGAUGGCAUUAAAGGAGAAGAUGUUGGUGCUUUACAUUUAAUCCCGAAAGAACUUUCGUUGAAAAUAACGACUAAAAUUGAGGCGGGUGAAAAGUUUACGGUUUAUGUUGUGGUCCCGAUGUGGCCGGAAGGGAUACCGGAAAGUGCUUCGGUUCAAGCUAUAUUGGAUUGGCAAAGGAGGACUAUGGAUAUGAUGUAUAAAGAUAUUAUUCAGGCUCUUCAGGUUCAGGGGCUUGAAGAAGACCCGAGAGAUUAUCUUACGUUUUUUUGCCUUGGGAAUCGUGAGAUGAAACAGGAGGGUGAAUAUGUACCCUCGGAAUCGCCAGACCCGGAUACGGAUUACUUGAAAGCUCAGGAGGCUCGGAGGUUCAUGAUCUAUGUUCAUGCCAAAAUGAUGAUCGUGGAUGACGAAUACAUUAUCAUCGGAUCAGCAAACAUAAACCAGCGAUCCAUGGACGGUGCUCGGGAUACCGAGAUAGCAAUGGGAGCCUACCAGCCUUUCCAUUUAUCGACCCGUGAACCAGCAAGGGGUCAGAUAUAUGGGUUUCGUAUGGCUUUAUGGUACGAACACAUGGGGAUGCUUGAUGAAAGCUUCCAGAACCCAGAAAACAUAAACUGUGUGAAAAAGGUUAAUCAGAUUGCUGAGAAAUAUUGGGAUUUGUUUGCAAGUGAGAAUCUUGAACAGGAUUUGCCAGGUCAUUUGUUGCGAUACCCGAUUGGGGUUGAUAGUGAAGGUAAUGUUACGGAAUUGCCAGGAACGGAGUUUUUUCCGGAUACUAAGGCUCGUGUUCUUGGUGCCAAAUCUGAUUACCUUCCUCCAAUUCUUACAGCCUGAGAAUUUUAUGGUUGGUAUAUAAUAAUAAUAAUAAGGUAUGUUUGCUUUGGAUGUGGUUAAAUGAGGGAAGACUUGGGUUUUCUAGUGGUUUGUAUUGUCUUUUACUUGUUUUCCCUAACUAUGACUUUUAGUUGAUGCAACUUCUAAUAUCUUUGUGAUUCCUGUUAUAUGUAUAAUGUAUGUUAAGUGAGAUAUAUAUGCUUUUAUCUAUAAAAGGAAUCUCAUAAC
Molecule: messenger RNA, 2694 nt
Organism: Lactuca virosa
Lineage: Eukaryota; Viridiplantae; Streptophyta; Magnoliopsida; Asterales; Asteraceae
Source: the annotation of a GenBank genome assembly